AUGGACCCGGGCGACUGGGUCGAGGAGAACUGCCCAUGGCUCUUUGACGGGUUCCGUCCCUGCCACUGGCACGAUCGCGACCACCAUGACUAUGGGUUCUGUCCCACGUCGAAGCGCAAGGCGUUCAAGCUUGUGAAGUAUACCGAUACGGAAGAGGGCAACUUCACGCAGUUGGUGGUUGGGGAUAGCAACUAUGUCAAGCUGUUUUCCACUGCGGAGGCUCAGUCCGGAGAUCAGGACCAGACUUCGAGUGAGAUGCACGGUGUGGCCAAAGACUUGGGCGACGACACGAUGCUCGUCGACAACAUAGAUGCCCAAAGGUCCGAGGAGACCUCCUCAAAGGCCGAGCACGCAGAGCAGACGCAGAAGGGAGGCACGGACAUGGCGGUCUCGGAGAGCGCCGAUGCUGAGGCCGUUUCUACUGGCAAGGCGCAUGGCCAGACUCAGAAUGAUAUUCACGACGACGACACCCUUCUAGGUCUCGGUCCCAUCGCAGGACACGAGGAAGCAAGCCAGAAAUGGGAUAUCGGCAGCUUGAGAGGCAGCAGUGCAAUCGCAAUCGUACAACUUGUCCGAUGUUCUCGGGGAUAA
Molecule: messenger RNA, 591 nt
Organism: Colletotrichum aenigma
Lineage: Eukaryota; Fungi; Ascomycota; Sordariomycetes; Glomerellales; Glomerellaceae
Exons: 1
Coding region: 1-591 (196 amino acids)
Source: RefSeq, a predicted model, not a curated record